Emys orbicularis (European pond turtle) is the source of this 1595-nucleotide messenger RNA. RefSeq names its product quinone oxidoreductase-like protein 2. Gene Ontology annotation, cellular component: mitochondrion. Lineage: Eukaryota; Metazoa; Chordata; Testudines; Emydidae. Gene Ontology annotation, molecular function: oxidoreductase activity. The coding region runs from base 65 to 1189 and encodes 374 amino acids. The record is from RefSeq and is a predicted model, not a curated record. The transcript has 11 exons.
UGGAGGCGCUCGGGGCGGUGUUCACUCCCCGGAAGCCAGCGCAGGCUGCCCGGCGCGGAAGAGCAUGACGGCGCCGCUGGCGGGGCUGCUUCGGCUGCAGCGCGGCAGGCGUUUAGCUCCUUGGGAUCUCGGGAUUAGGAGCAGUGCUUCAGGUAAACAGCUUCUGGGAUUGUCCUCCCUGAACAAUGACAUCCUAUCGCAGUCCUGCCAGAACUAUCGCGCAGUGCUGUGCACUGAGCUGACAAAGCCAUUGAUUAUUAGGAACCUCCCAUCCCCUUCUCUGCAGCCCCAUGAGGUCAGGGUUGGCGUCCAUUACUGUGGAGUAAAUUUUGCGGAUAUCUUGGCCUGUAAGGGUCUGUACCAGGAGAAGCAUUGUCUUCCAUUCACUCCUGGAAUGGAGUUUUCAGGGAUGGUGAUGGAGACUGGAGCGAAGGUCAGCACAGUGCAGGCGGGAGACAGGGUAAUUGGUGUGACUGGCACGAGUGCAAUGGCUGAGGAGUGUGUAACUGAUCAGAAGAUGCUGUGGCCAAUCCCAGAAGGUGUUUCUUAUGAAGAAGCUGCGGCAUUGCCUGUGUCUUAUGGCACAGCCAUUUUGGCCCUGGAACAUAGAGCACGCACGCAGCCAGGGGAAAUGGUUUUAGUGACAGCAGCUGCUGGGGCCACGGGGCUUGCUGCUAUCGAUGUAGCCGCUAAUGUUCUCAAGGCAAAGGUGAUAGCAGCAGCUGGAAGUGAUCACAAAUGCAACCUGGCCCUGCAGAAGGGUGCAGCCCACAGCGUGAAUUACACCCAAGGGAGCCUAAAGGAGGAGGUGAAGAAGCUUACAGAUAACAGAGGGGUCAAUGUAGUUCUUGAGGCUGUUGGAGGGGACAUCUUCAAGGAGGCGUUACAUAGUUUGGCUUGGGAGGGCAGGAUUGUGGUGGUGGGUUUUGCUGGAGGAGCAAUCCCCUCUGUCCCAGCCAACCUGCUGCUUCUGAAGAAUGUGUCUGCCUUGGGAGUGUUCUGGGGUCGAUACCGGGAAGAGGACUUUCCUGUUUUUUCGUCAUCCCUCUCCUCUGCUCUUUGGUACUGCCAGGAAAGACGGAUCCAACCUCAUGUGGGAGCGGUCUUCAACCUGGAAGAGGUGAAUGAAGCCUUUAGCCGUGUAACCCAGCGCAAGUCAACAGGAAAGGUCAUCAUCUCAAUUAAAUAAAUCAGUCUGUUUCCUCAGGACACAGCCCCUGCUGCUGUUGGACUAAUCAGCAGAAUCACCCUUCUGGCUUAUGGAUUCAGACAGCCAAGUUGCAUUUACCCUAUGAUUUCUUGCAUGAUUUGUCUACCACCACCAUUAACGUAGAGGGCUCUGGGCUCCUGCUUAGGGUUAGAUGACAUGAUGGUAUAAAUACUUGUGCCCAUUGCUAGCAUUGGUGGAGUUGCACUGGCGCUUGACAAACAGUGCCAAGAGUCCUAGGGGAGACAAGCUUUCACUGUGACGGAAAGAGGGAGAAUAGAUGCAGAGCAGUGCAAUUAAUACAAAUGUAAACCAGACUCUCUUUAAAGGAAUCACCACUGGGAAAUCUCCUUAAGUCUCCCACUGUGAGCAGCGUGUGCUCUGUAUA